AUGACUAAUGAUGGGAAAAGAAAGCUCACCCAUAAAGAUUACACGGUCGCCUGGGUGGUCGUCCUUCAGGUUGAAUUGACGCCAGCCAGGAAGUUGCUAGACAAGGAGGAUGAGCCUCUCCCACGGAGCAAGAAGGAUGACAAUAACUAUGUCCUAGGUCAGAGCGGCGAGCAUAAUAUAGUCAUUACCAGGCCGUCUGUAUAUGGAACGAAUGCCACAGCGCAUGCAGUAGCCAAUAUGCUGCGCACAUUCCCAAAUGUACGAUUUGGCUUACUGGUAGGGAUUGGGGGAGGUGCUCCAAAGCCACCACGAAAGGAUCCUAAUAAGGACAUUCGCCUUGGGGAUGUUGUGGUAUCUUUUCCAAGAGGUGGCCAUGGCGGCGUAAUCCAAUACGACAUGGGAAGAUGGGAAGGGGAAUGUGAUUUUCAAAUUCAGUCCCAUCUGAACAGGCCUCCUGGCAUUCUGUUGAGCGCCAUAACAGGGCUAGGAUCCGAACAUGACCUUGAUAACGGCAGAAUGAAUGAGUAUAUCCGGAACGGCUGGUGGAAAUCUGUAACAUUCCCGGGUCGGGAUGAAGAUCGGCUUUUCAGAUCAGACUACCGACAUAUACCUGGAGAAGAUUGCGAAGCAUGCGAUCGCACAAUGACAAUAACCCGAAAUGCUCUGGAAAAGUCGCCACAGCAUCGAGACAAGCUGCGUGACAGGUGGGAUGUUGCCUGCUUCGAGAUGGAGGCUGCUGGACUGAUGAAUGACUUUCCAUGCCUGGUAAUCCGAGGUAUCAGCGACUAUUCUGAUAGCCACAAAAAUGAUGAAUGGCAGCCAUAUGCUGCUCUGACAGCCGCUGCAUACGCGAAGGAUCUUCUGAGAGUCAUUAAGGGCGAACAAGUUAUAGCUGAGCCGCCAGCGACGGAGAGGCUAAAUCGCCCCAAGCAAGAUAGUGAUUCUAGCUUAUCUGCUCAAGAUUUAGCACCCUUGGAUAACAGAUUGAAUGCUCUCGAAGAGCGCGUCCAGGCUUUGGACUCGAAACUUGAGGGUAUGGUGGACAAGCAUAAUAAUUCUGGACAGGUGAUAGAGCUCGAGUAUCGGAUCGAAGCACUUAGCACGAGGCUUGAUAUGAUAAAUAGUGAAGCAAACAGCACGCAACCGAAAAUCAAGCAACUGAACGAUCGUGUCUUAGAGUUGGAAAGGGGAAUAGCGAAGCCGACUGGCAAGUUGCCGGGAGGGACGAUGCACCCUAUGGAUCACAGUCGCGUAGGUGUCAGUGAGUAUGGGCUUGUGGGCCGCGUCGAGGCCGGGAGAGCUUCUGUAACCCGACAAAGAGGGGGAGGACCGACUCGAAUCCGUUUUCAACAACGUUUUGAUCACGUCCCACACGUUCAGAUUACCCCUGAGCGAGGUGGUGGAAAGCAUGAGAAUUUUUUGUUAUAUCUCUACAAUGACGGACGGCCCUGUGUUGAUUGUGAGGGGUUCGAUGUCGGCUGUUUUCUUCAUGUUGAACACACCGUUACCUUCACAUGGUUGGCCGUGGAGAUCGUUUGA
Molecule: messenger RNA, 1539 nt
Organism: Aspergillus caelatus
Lineage: Eukaryota; Fungi; Ascomycota; Eurotiomycetes; Eurotiales; Aspergillaceae
Product: nucleoside phosphorylase domain-containing protein
Exons: 5
Coding region: 1-1539 (512 amino acids)
Biological process (GO): nucleoside metabolic process
Molecular function (GO): catalytic activity
Source: RefSeq, a predicted model, not a curated record